Molecule: messenger RNA, 936 nt
Organism: Meira miltonrushii
Lineage: Eukaryota; Fungi; Basidiomycota; Exobasidiomycetes; Exobasidiales; Brachybasidiaceae
Product: kinase-like protein
Exons: 2
Coding region: 1-936 (311 amino acids)
Biological process (GO): negative regulation of glycogen biosynthetic process; negative regulation of apoptotic process; intracellular signal transduction
Cellular component (GO): cytoplasm; cytosol; nucleus
Molecular function (GO): protein serine/threonine kinase activity; ATP binding
Source: RefSeq, a predicted model, not a curated record
AUGUCUUUACUGGGAAAGUAUAAGCUUGGAAAUAUAAUUGGAACAGGAGGUUUUGCCUUUGUAAUGAGCGCUGCAAGGAUUAAAGACGGCUUGAAGGUAGCCAUUAAAUUUAUACAAAAGCGAAAAGUAUCAAAAAACGGAUGGGUAAAUAAUGAACGAUUAGGCAAAAUUCCAAAAGAAGCUUUCAUUUUGCAAAAAGUUGAUAGCCCUUUUAUAAUCAAAUUCAUUGAUUUGGUUUCAGAUGAGAAGUACUUUUAUUUAAUCACUGAGCACCAUAGACCCACUAUAUUACUACCAAUGCAAUCUGAAACCUGUCUUUAUCAGCAAAUAGAAACCAAUAUUAACGAAAAAAAACUUACAAGCCAAACAAUAACACUUGCCAAAAGUAUUCCACAAUACCGUAAAGGUAUUUCUUCUGAUUUAUAUGAUUGUCUGGAAACUCAGACAUGUUUACAAGAAAACACUGCUCGAUGGGUUUUUGCACAAAUUGUUGAAGGUGUUUAUGAUCUGAACAAGCAAGGAAUAUAUCAUCGUGAUAUAAAGGAUGAAAAUUGUGUUAUAGAUCAAGAUUUCAAUGUAAAGUUGAUCGAUUUCGGUUCAGCAAUAAUCCUUACGGAAACCGAGAAAAAUUCAUUAUUCAAAAAGUUCUACGGAACGAUUCCUUUUGCUUCUAGUGAGAUUUUAAAAGGGGAACUUUAUCGAAUUCCUGAAGCAGAAGUGUGGAGUUUAGGUGUACUGUUGUAUAUCAUACUGAACGGAACACUUCCAUUCACGAAUACCCAAAUGGCAAUCGAUGGAAUGAUUUCAGAGCCGCGAUUCGUUUAUAGCGAUGAAAUUUCAAAGCUAAUUACUCGUUGUCUUCAAACUUCUACUGAAGAGCGCGCAACUCUAGAGGAGAUUCGACAACAUCCUUGGGUAAAAAGAGCCUGGUUUUAG